Vespula pensylvanica (western yellowjacket) is the source of this 5852-nucleotide messenger RNA. RefSeq names its product protein couch potato-like. Lineage: Eukaryota; Metazoa; Arthropoda; Insecta; Hymenoptera; Vespidae. The record is from RefSeq and is a predicted model, not a curated record. Gene Ontology annotation, molecular function: mRNA binding. The coding region runs from base 225 to 1205 and encodes 326 amino acids. The transcript is spliced from 9 exons.
GUGGUGGAGGUGGGAGAGGGGGAGGUGGCAAAAGGGCCGAUUUUUUCUCCUCGAAAGUUUACUUCCACCGAUACGUCCUGGAGGCGCCCGUCGUCUUCGCCGGUUCAACCAUAACGCCUCCCGCUUUAAAACGCCCGAGACGGGAUACGGUGGACUCCUCACCGCCACCCGCUCGUACCGCAGCUUCCGGUAAACCCGGACCGUCCGGCAAAUUAGCUUGCACGAUGGACGCGCCGCUCUCUCAGAGCAUGGACUCCGUCAACACGGUGGCCACCGGUGAGGACGAGGUGCGCACGCUGUUCGUGAGCGGCUUACCGAUGGACGCCAAGCCUCGAGAACUGUACCUGCUGUUCAGAGCAUACGAGGGUUAUGAGGGAUCGUUGCUGAAGGUUACGAGUAAAAAUGGAAAGACGGCGUCGCCGGUGGGCUUCGUGACUUUCCAUACGAGGGCUGGUGCGGAGGCGGCCAAGCAAGAUCUACAGCAGGGGGUUAGAUUCGAUCCUGAUAUGCCACAAACCAUACGUUUGGAAUUUGCAAAAAGUAACACAAAGGUUAGCAAACCCAAGCAACCAGCCGCUGCAGCAGCCACCUCGCACCCUGCUCUGAUGCACCCUCUAACUGGACACAUAGGAAGCCCAUUUUUCCCUGGUGGUCCUGAACUAUGGCAUCAUCCAUUGGCGUAUUCAACAGCUGGAGAAUUACCAGGCGCUCUACAACAUGCAACGCUGGUGCAUCCAGCGUUACACCCUCAGGUCCCCGCUCCUAUGUCUUUACCACAUCCGACGACUUUAACAUCAAUACACGCAUCGCUGCCACACUUCUUACCAUCACCGGCAUUGGCGUCACCCGUUGGAUCGCCGUCAUCACAGCCGAAUAUCGCAGUUAGCAACGCUCCGUGCUCCACCCUGUUUGUCGCUAAUCUCGGUCAAUUUGUGUCCGAACACGAGCUUAAGGAUAUCUUCAGCAGUUUCCCUGGUUUCUCCCGGCUUCGUAUGCACACGAAGGGAGGGUCACCGGUGGCCUUCGUCGAAUAUCAAGACGUACGCUACGCGGCACAGGCGAUGUCCACUCUCCAGGGAUCCCUUCUCCUCUCCUCCGACCGAGGAGCGAUAAGAAUCGAAUAUGCAAAAUCAAAAAUGGCCGAGGUGGGCUUUACAAAUCUCUGGAUCGAAGGAUCAAAGAGAGAAGAAAACGGGCAACCUUAAGAUCGACAUUAAUGGGAUAUAAGAAGAAAAGCAAGAGAAAAACGGCAUAUUCUUACGGAGAAGGGAAAAAAAGCGCUGGCGUUCAUAAUGAAUUGGAAGAUUUCGCUAUGGCACAACAACACGAUGACAAACAACAGGAAACACAGCACAACAAAAACAAAAAGAACAACGACAAUUGGAUAUAUAUCGGGCGUAAAAAAUUUCCAAUUUAAUAUGGAAAAUGAAAAUAUAGAUAGGGGCGCGUAUUAACGUAUCGUAAAGAGUAACGUAACACACGCACAUACACAUACAUCUACAAAUACAUGCGAAAUAAAACAGGUAUUUACACGUACAUACAGAGAAGAAGUAAAAGAAAAAUGGAGAGAUACGAAAAUAUGAAUCACGAGGACGGGGUGAGGAGAGUCGUUCCACCUUGAUCCGUGCAGCACCAAUAGAUAAAUUUUGUAAUUUAUUCGGCGCAAUGGCGUUGGUUCGCGUCUCGCCGGGGGCCCAAUAAUCGUGUAUUCCUAGGUAUACAUAAUAUUUUUAAAGAAUUUAUCUUACCGAUUCGUAGCCGUGCGUUUUUCCCUAUAUAUAUAUUUCUUUUUAUUAUUAUUAUUAUUAUUUUCGCUGAAUUAUACAUCAGAUGGGAUGGACGACGACGAAGUGAAAGAGGAGAGUGAGAAAAAGAAUAAAGUCAUGCUGCGUGAGAUGAGGAGAAAAUGUGUGCGAGGAAGAGAAAGAGAAAGAGAAAGAAAAUGAGAAUAAAACGGAAAGACGAAAGUCGAAAAAAAUGAAGGAAGAUAACAGUCGACGAUAGAAACAAAUACGAUACGAAGGAUCCGCAUAUCGAGGAGUAUGUAAUUGAAGCUAAUUAAAGCUAAUUAUUAAAGCGCAAAACCACGCUUGUGCAUAGCCUUGUUGUCGAAAGACGAUCGGUUCGUAUUAUAAAUAAUGUAAAGAAGACAAAGAUGACACUUACAAAGAUAAAAAAAGAAGAAUAACGGAGAUAUCACACCGAAGAGCACAUAUAAUUUAUUUGCACGUCGCGCACAGAAGAUCGAGUAAGAUUCUCCUUAGGAGAUAAUUCGUGCCUCAAAACGCCGGCGAUGACGUCUCGACGUUCAUCAUAAAAAAAAAAAAAACGGAAAAGAAAGAAGAACGCAACGAGCGUGCGCGCGCUGUCGUCUUGACGAGAAAAAGAAAGAAAUUGCGAUAAAGAGAGACGUAUGAGAAAAAGAAGAAAAAACAAAUAGAAUAAUUAUAUUAUCCAAUAAUAACAUUAAUAUAUACUAAUAAUAAUAAUAAUAAUAAUAAUUAUAAUAAUAAUUAUAAUAAUUAUAAUAAUUAUAAUAGUAAUAAUACUAAUAAUAAUAAUAAUCAAGCGCUCGCGCAAGUAACGCUAUCCUUCGCAGCUUUUUACUUGAGACUAUAAGAAUUAACAAGGAAGAAAAAAAAGAAAGAACAAAAAAUAGGUUUUAUACAAGAUGGCUAUCGUCGCCAUUGAACAAACGAUCUCUGUAAAUAACGGUCGGUUAUUUGAUUUUUAAGACGAACGACGAAGGAACGCUUUCGGUCGAUGCUUUCGAGAUGACUAAUUAGCGCGCGCGCACACGAACGCAAACAUACAUCUUUUAUGGACGAUGUUGAUGAAGAGAGAUAAACGAAAAAAUAAGAGGAGCAAGCGUCGAAGGCUCGUAGAUGAAGUUACGUAUUUAUUAUACAAAGAGGAAGACGAGUUAUGUACAUCAAGCUUAAUACCAAAGGUGCCCUAAGAUGCGUGUAUUUAUGUUUUAUUAUCGGUGGGUUGCGAAGGUGCGAGCCAUAUGCGUUGCAUGAAUAUGUAUCUUGUUGAUAGAUGUGCAUCUAUUCACAUAGAAUGGAUAAAACGAAAGAACGUGGGUGUUCAGGUGGGAUGUUUAAGAGGAUGAUGUUGGUAAGGGAAGGGAAGGGUGUGAUAGAAAAGAAAAUAUAAAAAAAUAGAAGAAAAAGGACGAAAGAUUUAGUAUGGUUUAGCGAAAAGGAUUAGAAGGGAGAGAAAGAUGAGGGAAGGGAGGGAUAAGAGAGAGAAAAAAGAGGGAGAAAAAUUAUAAAAAAAUCGAACGAGUAUUAAGUGAUAACCUUAUUCAUAUACAUAACGAAUGUGAACAUAUCAUAGGAUUAGGCGAUUAGGCAAGGGCAAAGAAAAAACGUGAGAAACGUUAUUAAACGAUCUGUUGUCGUGAUGUAUCGGAGAAGGAAAAAAAAGAAAAAGAGGAAAAAAAAACGAGAGAAGAGAAAGCAGACAGAACAGGUGUUUUGCCAUGCGUGCUAGAUAAAAAAUAAACAGCGGCCAACUCGGCACGUAAUUUGUCCAAGUGCCUUCCCGUUGGUCGAGUCAUGCUUUAAUCGUAAACUGUAGAUAAAAGAGAAAAAAAAGAAUCUCUCGUCCGGAUGUUAAACGUCUGAAAAAAAAGACUAAAAAUUCAAUGUUUAUGCCUCUAGCGCUGUUUUUUCUUUCUUUCUUCUUUUUAUAUAUACAUAUAUGUGUAUGUAUGUAUGUGUAUAUAUGUGUAUAUAUAUAUAUAUAUAUAUAUACAUAUAUAUAUAUAUAUAUAUAUAUAUAUAUCAUCCACCGGAUUUAGGACGGUUUUAAGGCAAAAUUUUCCGCGUCUCCCUCGGGUCUGUUAAUGGCGUUAAUGCCGUAUCGAAGAUGUCGAGUAAAAACCUUAAACGCGCUGUUGUUAGAAUUAAAUCGAUAAUCGAAUAAAGCCGAGUUAGAUGAAAAAGAAUAAAAUAACAAUAAAGCUCGUGUCAUUGCCUUAUGUAUAUAGGUACACAUUUCAUGCAGAAAUUAAAUGGUUGUCGAAUAAUUGCAUUUUAGAGAUUUUAAAGAUAGUCCAUGUUUUAAAUCGCAAAUUGUCGGAAUAGUUCUUACUAUAUAUGUCAAUAUCUUUGGCUUUCAUCGAUAAAGGACAAAAACGGAAAAAUCCAUAAGAAAAAGAUCAAUAAGAUUUCUAUUGAUCAUCAUCCAUACAUCAAAAUGCCGAUGUGUGACACCCAGUCGCAAUUUUUGCAUUUUAAAACUCGACGCUGACAGGAUAUGAAGGGAGAUGGAUGGAUAAAUAAAGAAAGAUUAAAUAAUUAAUUAAACAAAGUCGUUAUUGAAGGAAGAAAGGAUCUUUUCGCGACGUUCACGAUAUUUUACUUUUUUUAUUCUUUUUUUCUUUUUUAAAUAACAUAAACUCGUAAUAAGAGAAUAGCGCUAGAGUUUCGUGGAUUUAUGAAAACUGUAAUUGGUUUCACAUCCUUUUUGUAAUAUCGAUGAGAAAUGUUUUCAAAUAAUUUCGGUAGAUCGAUCACGAUCGUCUCGCCUCUCGUUUUCCAUUUUCCAUGAUAAGGAAAGAGAGAGAAAGUAUUUAUGUUCCAUCGCGAUAGACACAUAUCCUUAGCCGUCCUAAUAUCGCACUCGUGUAAUAAACUCACUGAAUAUCGGUGGAGUCUGGAUAGGACAGAACAAUCAAUGCGUUCGUAAUUAUUUUUAAUAGACUAUAAACUAUGAAUCGAAAGUAUAAAGAGCGUUCGCCGAGUAUUUCUCGGCAGAAUAACGUUCAUUAAUUAAGCCCGAUAUAUUAAAUGUUUCCGCGUACGUUCGGGAUGUCCAGCGCGCGCAAAAAUCGCUGAGAAUCGACCGUUCAACUUUGCCGACGUAAUUGGGUGAAAAAAAUAAUAUAGAAGAGAAACUAUGAAAACAAAAAGAAAAAGUAAAAAGAAAAAAGAAAAGUAAAAUGAAAGAAAGAGAAACGUGUGGGGACUUUUCAUAUAAGUCGGGACAAUUGAUCGCGCAGUGAACGUUCGUAUAGUAUUUUAUCGUUCUUUCAGAGAGAUUGAAUAAUCUCUUGCGUAGAUGAAAAAGAAAUAGAAAAUAAAAAAAUAGGAAAAGAAGUAGGAAAAAGAAGAAGCACAUCUGUUGAUACAUUUGUUCGUUGAUCCGAGGACGGAUCGAUGAAUUUACAUUUACAAUUAGACGACAAAUUAUAGUGCUGAUAUUAUUGAUUAUGAUAAUAUCAAAUAAAUAUGAAAUAUACACACACAUACACAUACAUACAUAUAUACACAUACAUAUAGAGCGGGACCGAAUUAUCGUUUCAGGGAAAACGACGGCCGAAAGUAUCAUAUCGUGUGGAAAGUGAUAAGAGUACGUUGCAAAUGGUAUGCAGGGUCGUUAUACUGUCACGCAGAUAUAUAUAUAUAUAUAUAUAUAUAUAUAUAUUUCCUAAUUUCGGAUUAGAUUAAAAAAGCCCAAAUUACAAGAAAACGCGAGCGACCGUUUUGAGCAAUUUUGAGCAAAAAUUUUACAAUAAAGGGGAAAGCAAGUCCACGUACGAAAGUAACAGAAAAUAAAAAGAAUUUUCAAUGAGAAAAACAAAACAAAUAAGUAAAUCAAACGAGAUAGAACGUCAUGGAUAUUCAAAAUUGCAGUCAACAUCAACGUACAAGAUAUCGAUAUACGAGUUAUAUUAUUUUUAAAUCAUUCCAUGAGGACAUUUUCGAUUCCGCGUUAUUUGAUUGAGGUUGUGCAUCAAGGCAUUCUCAAAGCGUAUUUUAAACUUACAAGUUCGAUCCGUCCUUUUUUGUACGGUUUCUUUUCUUUAUCCUACUUCAAUAAAUGCCGAUAUUUUAAUAUGA